Molecule: messenger RNA, 1043 nt
Organism: Erythranthe guttata (spotted monkey flower)
Lineage: Eukaryota; Viridiplantae; Streptophyta; Magnoliopsida; Lamiales; Phrymaceae
Product: thylakoid lumenal protein (Mog1/PsbP/DUF1795-like photosystem II reaction center PsbP family protein)
Biological process (GO): photosynthesis
Cellular component (GO): extrinsic component of membrane; photosystem II oxygen evolving complex; photosystem II
Molecular function (GO): calcium ion binding
Source: RefSeq, a predicted model, not a curated record
CCAAAUCCAAACACACCAACAAUGGCCACUAUCUUCUCUCCCUCCGCUGUCCUCUCCUCCUCCACCACCACCACCACCACAACAAAAGCACCACUCACUCCGCCGCAACUCAAACCCCACCUCCCCACCCCACCCUCAAAGCCUCCCCUCAACCUAGCCACAACCCUAGCCGCCACAGCUCUCGCCACAACAAUCCUCGCCGCCGCCCCACCCUCCCUAGCCGGCGACACCUCCCCCGCCGCGUACAAGCUCUACUACGGCACGGCCGCGAGCGCCGCCAAUUACGGCGGCUACGGCGGCAACUCCGACAAGAAGGCAUCGGCGGAGUACACGUACGACGUGCCGGAGGGAUGGAAGGAGAAGCUGGUGUCGAAGAUCCAAAAGGGUACCAACGGCACCGACAGCGAAUUCUACAACCCUAAGAAGAAGACGGAGAAGGAGUACCUAACGUUUCUGUUAGGGUUUCCGAAGCUGGCUCCGAAGGAAGCUAUCCUGAACAACCUCGCCCUAUCCGACGUGGACUUGCAGGAUCUGAUCGCGAGCGCCGAAAGCGUGACCACCGACGAGAGGAAGGACGACAAGGGGCAGGUGUACUACGUGUAUGAGAUCGACGGGGUCGGCGCGCACAGCUUGAUCUCCGUCACGUGCGCGAACAACAAGCUGUACGCGCACUUUGUGAACGCGCCUACGCCCGAGUGGAAUAGGGACCAGGACACGCUUAGGCACGUUCACGAGUCUUUCAAGACCGUCGGAUGAUGAUGAUCAUGAUUGAGAUCGUCUCGUUUUUUGAUGAUUUUGAUUGUGUGUGUGUGUUGUGUAAUUGAUACCGUUGAGUACAGAUAUUUGGACAUAAAAUCGUGGAAAUUAUUGUUGUUGUUACUUGAAUAAUCGAUUAAUUAAUGUCUCGAUCAAGUUAGCUUUAUCGUGUUUUGGUGCGUGUUUGUCGAGACAGUAUGAAAUACUACUAAUCUUGUAAUGGCUACUCGAUCAUAGUAUACUACGGUUUUGAAGGUUUAUAAUUUGAUCAUAGUGUAUGUUUCUUG